Prorocentrum cordatum is the source of this 3906-nucleotide messenger RNA. The record is from the annotation of a GenBank genome assembly. Lineage: Eukaryota; Dinophyceae; Prorocentrales; Prorocentraceae.
AUGGCGCUGGAGCCAGGUAUCACCGUUUUCCUCAACUACGGGGACGCGCUCUAUCAUGAGCGGAUCCUGCUGGCGUGGGUGGUAGAUUCGCUGUUCAUCGUCAUCACGCCUGACUUUGACGUGUACAUUGAACAAAUUGACGCUUCUAAUCCAGAUCUCGAGGCUCUGAGGGUUAGCGACCAUGCGGGCUCGAUCCCAUUUGGGCUCACGGGGGCGCAGCUAUAUCGCUUUCGAGCUCGGCCCGCUGGAGCUGACUUGGUGAACCUCAUGGCCGAGGGUCGGCACCACGCGAGAGUGGAGCGGGCGGCGCGAGGCCUGGCCCCGCCACCAGGGCAGGAUGACAUCAUCGGCCCGGGAGGCAAUGCGCCGGCGGUCGUGCCCAUCCCGUUGCCUGUGCCGCCGCCAGUGGCUCCUGGAGUGCCCGCGGUUCCCAUGGCCCCGCGCGUGGCGGGCGCCGCGGGGGCAUGGGUUUUCGACGAGCCGGGCGAUUCCUUCGCCGUCGGCCAGGAGUUCGCCCUGCCGGCCAACGCUCUCGACGUGGGGGGCCGGACAUUCGUGUCCGUCAACGGCAAGGCGGUCAGCGGGACGCGCGUCGCGGCUGGGACAGACCUUGAUGGGUGGGCCCGGCAGCGCCAGGCGCAGCUGAUGAGGGCGGACCCUCGUGUCCUGCCUCGCCCCGCUGGCGGUGAGCAGUCGGCUUUCGUCGACGAUGUGAGGCUGAUGAAGCGCGACCCCAGCGUCCCAAUCGGGAUCAAGGGCCCCGCCACGCUGCCCGACACCCUCGCGGACCUCAGGAAGGGCUCGACUGGGGGGUUCACGGCCGCGCACGACCGUUGGUUGGUGGACUCGAAGCCAUUCGACGGGGACCGCGUCUCCCUGCCCCCUCUCGGCAAGGGGGCGGCCUGCCUCUCGGGCGCGCUCGACCCGGAGGCGGCCGCAGUUUUGCAGAACUUUGAGACUGACCUGCUCGCCUCGCCUGACGUGGUGGAGCAGCGGCGUAUGUUCGCGCCGGCGCAGCCGUACCUCGACCUCGAGUUCCGGGCGAGCCGGCCCAAGUACAUCCAGUUCUUGUCGAUGUUGAAGUCCCGCGGCAUCAUCUCUCUUGUCGGCCGCCGCCGAGGCAGCGUGACCCCGUUUUUCGUUUCCAAGAAAAAUGGGAAGCAGCGUUUGGUGCUGGACUGCCGGCUCAUCAACAUCCUUUUCCACCACGCCCCCGUGAUGGAGAUCGGAGCGCUGGACUGCCUGAGCGGGCUCGAGGUGCCGCGGGGCCGCCAGGUGUUCACGGCGUCGGCGGACAUCGAGGCCUGCUUCUACCAGUGUGGCGGGCUGGGGUCGCUCAUCGAAUUCUUCUGUCUGCCAGGAAUCUCGGUGGCAGAAGCGACGCACCUGGGCUUCGACGUCACGGGCUUGUUCCACGACGCAAAGAUGAAGCUUCACGUGGCGUUGAACGUGCUGCCGAUGGGCUGGUCCUGGGCCUUCUGGUUCGUCCAGCGCGUCCACCUAGAAAUGCUGCGGCGCGCUGGGAUUGACUCCAGUCGCCUGGCGCUUGGCGGGUGGCCGCUGCCGCUGCUGGAGGGCGGCCCUGUCGAGCUCCCAUACUCCGACAACGUGAACGUGAUCGGGCUGGACCCGGUCGCCGUCGGGGAGCUCCGCGACAAGAUCGUCUCCACCUUCGAGCGGCAUGGCUUCGCGAUGCACGAGAUUUCGCCCGUCUCGGACGCCGCGGUGAUCCUGGGCGCGAGCGUCGGCGGAUCUCCGCCGAGCACGCGCCGGGUCUUGAACAAGUUGCUGUUAGUGCGAGGGGCGCUGCAGUGGCUGGCUUCGGGGCCCACCGUCACUGGGCGCCAGGUGGAGGUCAUCGUCGGGCACUACGUUGCGCUCACGUCCUUCAACAGGCUCGGGCUCAGCGUGAUGCGGUCGCUGUACGAUUUCAUCCGCGACAAGUACGUCAUGCCGACGCGCUUGUGGGCCUCCUGCCGGUACGAGGCGUGGGUAAUGGCCGACGUGAGCUUGCUUCUCUCUGCGAGGCUCGACCGGCCGUGGUCGCCCGUCGUGACGGCCUCCGAUGCCGCGAACCGUGGCAUGGCGGUGUGCGAAGCAGUUUUCCCGGUCUCCGCCGUGGCCUCCGUCGGGCGAUGGCGGGAGCGGUGGAGGUACAGGCGGCUGAAUCCCGACGAGUGGGCGCCGAGGUUCCGCUGGAUCCCGUCCGAGUUCAACCCCGCGGACGCGGGCAGUCGGCUCUUCGAGCACCAGGGCCCGCUCGGCCAUGCUUGGUCCGCUGAGUCGAGCUGGCGCCGGGCCCUCGCAGAGCUGCGAGGAGAGGCCGACAGCCGAGGCCGAGGCUGCGCCGACUCCGGCCCCCACGCCUGCUGCGGGACCGCCGAAGCGGCGGCCAGCCGCCAGGCGGCGGCCUGCGGCGGCCGGCGGGUCGCGGCGGCGCUGAGCCAGGCAUCCAAGUCGCCGGCCUCGGCCGCGGCCCGCUCGCACUGCGAGGAGGCCGCAGCAGGCGCUGCCACGCGCGCCAACUACAGGCCGCUCUGCGACGCCUUCCUCGACUUCUGCCAGACGAAGGGCCGCGUCCCAGCCGACGUCAACGAGCUGCAGAUCAGGCUGCUCGAGGCGCUCGACCACCUGCUUGGGGCCGAUGGUACCAAGGGCGAUGCGGACACGCUCGUGGCGGCGGUCAAGGAUCACUUCCCCUUCGCGGUCGGCUCGGGGACUCUGCCUCGGGUGACCCGCGCCCUACGGGGGUUCGGGAAGAAGCGGCCGCCUCGGUCCCGGGCACCGGCACCAAAGGAGCUCAUGGCGGCAGCGGUGUCGAUGCUGCUGGCCCUGGGGCUGUACGACCAGGCGCUGCAAGUCGCGGUUCUGUUCUACACCUACAUUCGCCCUGGGGCUCUCCGACAGCUGACGGCAUCCAAGUCGCCGGCCUCGGCCGCGGCCCGCUCGCACUGCGAGGAGGCCGCAGCAGGCGCUGCCACGCGCGCCAACUACAGGCCGCUCUGCGACGCCUUCCUCGACUUCUGCCAGACGAAGGGCCGCGUCCCAGCCGACGUCAACGAGCUGCAGAUCAGGCUGCUCGAGGCGCUCGACCACCUGCUUGGGGCCGAUGGUACCAAGGGCGAUGCGGACACGCUCGUGGCGGCGGUCAAGGAUCACUUCCCCUUCGCGGUCGGCUCGGGGACUCUGCCUCGGGUGACCCGCGCCCUACGGGGGUUCGGGAAGAAGCGGCCGCCUCGGUCCCGGGCACCGGCACCAAAGGAGCUCAUGGCGGCAGCGGUGUCGAUGCUGCUGGCCCUGGGGCUGUACGACCAGGCGCUGCAAGUCGCGGUUCUGUUCUACACCUACAUUCGCCCUGGGGCUCUCCGACAGCUGACGGUCGGGCAGCUGCUGCCCCCAGCGAGGCGGUCGGGGCCGCUGAGCCACUGGUCGAUCAUCCUGGCACCGACCGAGACGGUGGGCGCGCCCCGGGUCCUGACCAAGACCGGCACCUCGGACGAGACGGUGCUGCUGGACGAGCCCGCCUGGCUGGGGCCUGUGCUGCAGGCGCAUGCGCGGGGCAAGCCUCCGACCGCCCCCCUCUUCACGACGGGCGGCCCAGGCAUGGCAGCGGCCUUCGGCCGUGCUGUGGCCGCCCUGGGCGUCCCGGGCGUAUGCCUGUACCAGCUCCGGCACGGCGGGGCCAGCGACGACCUGCUCACCCAGAGGCGGCCGGCGGACGCCGUGAAGGCGCGCGGCCAUUGGAAAUCCGAGAGCAGCUUGCGCAGGUACGCGAAGCCCGGGGCCAUUCACCAGCUGCUCAACGCGAUGCCAGCGGAGAACAGGGCGUUCGGCGUCCAGCAGAUGAACUUGCUCGAGCGCCUGCUGAAGCGCGAGGCGCCCGGAUCGUGGGCGCCCCGCAGCGGC